CUUCCGAAGAGUCAUACGGGGUGCGUGGUAUCUUUCGCGGGCUUGACACAGCCUGGGCAGUAUGGUGCAGAUGGAAGCUGCGCAUGGAUUGUGUGGCGCCUACCGGAGUGGAAAUUGAUGAUUGCCGCGAACGCUUACCUCGCCGACACGACGAGCCCCCUUGCCCAGAGCGCCGGUAUGACAUACGGCGUGCUGGCGGCUUUACAACUCGGUGCCGACGACUUGGUCGUUGUUAGCAAUUCAAGGCUGGCGUUGUUGCACUCGCUAGGGGCAGCUGACUCCGGGGCGAUGACUCAACCGAGUUACCACGAGGAGGUCAAGGCCCGACUGCGAUCUGUGAGAUACAUUCACGUCGCACAGGAAUACAAUGCUGCCGCGGACUCGCUAGCUUCU
Molecule: messenger RNA, 393 nt
Organism: Phytophthora sojae
Lineage: Eukaryota; Oomycota; Peronosporomycetes; Peronosporales; Peronosporaceae
Exons: 1
Molecular function (GO): nucleic acid binding
Source: RefSeq, a predicted model, not a curated record